UUAUGAGUGUGCUCAGUUGGCACAAAUUUCAAUAUGUCUCUUCCUUAAAAAUGGAACAUCAUAGUAUAUACUUGUACACUUCUCAACUGAAGUAUUUGUAAACUUCUUAAUAUAUAUUGGAGGAAUCACUACCUUGCUUCACUAUCAAGAAAAUCUUACUAGUUUCCUUUACCCCAAAAGCAAGAAAGUGAGACCAUCCCACGUUCUUCACAAGAGCCCAAAAGGCCAUUGUUUCCCUCCCUUCAAAUCCCCACCAGACAGCAGCUCUUCAAACUCAAAAAUGGCUACCCAGUUGAGCAUUUUCACAGGCGCCACCCCACGAGCAUUCUCCAUGCAACCCAAAUGCAGGUACCUACAUGGUGCAUUCAGCGUCGAGCCACAGUUAAAACCAAUGAAAGCCUGGAGAAUUAAGGUCUCGGAUGGCAGGGACUCGUAUCUUGAUAUGUGGAAGAAGGCUGUGGAAAGGGAGAAGCAGGAGACUGAUUUUCAAAAGAUUUCAGAGAAUGUUGUUGAGAACAAUGUGGAGACAGAGGAGGUGUUGGAGAAGAAGAGUGGUGAGUUUCAGAAGCUUUUGGAAGUUUCUUCUGAGGAGAGAGAUAGAGUCCAGAGAAUGCAGGUCAUUGAUCGGGCUGCAGCUGCCAUCGCUGCAGCCCGAGCAAUUCUCAAGGAGGAGAAGGUGGAGGAGAGUUCUUUAGAGGUUGGACUUAAGGGAGAUGGUGAUGACCAGGGAUCUUUGGUUCCACUGGAUUUCGAACAAGAACUAGAAGCUAAACAGAGGGAAGUAUCUGUCCCUGUGUCUGGAAAUGAAAGGAAAUUUUCACCAGGUCCGAAUUUCUGGUCCUGGACACCUCCUGAAAAUAAUGUUAUGAUCUCCGGUUAUGAAGGCGAAUUAGAGUCAAGUAGAGUAACUUCUCCAUCCAUCAGUCAUACCAGCCCUGUAAUGGAGUUGGAGAGAGAUGAAAGUAUUUUGUCAAUCCCGUUUGAAAGCAAACUUGAAGAUGUUCACAAUCCUCCUCUACCACCUCUCCAGUCACUUACAAGACACGAAAAAGUAGAAAUGUCUAGCUCAAGUCCAGAGACAAGUCCAGUGGAAGUGGAACAAGAAAUUGAUAUUAUGUUUUCGGAUAAUGCAGUAGAAGCAGCUAAUGCUCUCACUGAAAUUAAAAUUGAAUCACCUGAAGGAAAUUAUGCAGAUGGAUCAAGGUGGUGGAAGGAGACUGGAACCGAAGUAAGGCCAGAUGGGGUGGUGUGCAGAUGGACAAUAAAAAGGGGGGUCAGUGCUGACAAGGCUGUUGAAUGGGAAGAAAAGUAUUGGGAGGCUGCUGAUGAAUUUGAUUAUAAGGAACUUGGUUCAGAGAAAUCAGGACGUGAUUCUGCUGGAAAUGUUUGGCUUGAAUUUUGGAAAGAGUCCAUGUACCAGAAAGAUGGAUCUGUGCAUUUUGAAAAAAGUGCAGACAAAUGGGGAAAGAAUGGUGAGGGGAGUGAAUGGCAGGAGAAAUGGUGGGAAUCCUAUGGUGCCUCUGGCCAAGCUGAGAAAUGUGCGCAUAAGUGGUGCAGCAUCGACCCAAACACAUCCCUUGAGGCUGGACAUGCGCAUGUCUGGCAUGAAAGGUGGGGCGAGCAGUAUGAUGGGCAAGGCGGCAGCACAAAAUACACUGAUAAAUGGGCUGAGCGUUGUGAGGGCGAGAGCUGGGCUAAAUGGGGUGACAAAUGGGACGAACAUUUUGAUACAAAGGGUCACGGGAUAAAACAGGGAGAGACAUGGUGGGAAGGCAAACACGGAGAACGUUGGAACAAGACAUGGGGUGAAGGUCACAAUGGCUCAGGAUGGGUGCACAAGUACGGAAAGAGCAGCAGUGGGGAGCACUGGGAUACUCACGAAGAGCAAGACACGUGGUACGAAAAAUUCCCACAUUAUGGAUUUUACCAUUGCUUUGAGAAUUCUGUCCAACUCCGCGAUGUUAAGAAGCCAUCUGAAUAAUUACCAAGGUUCAGAUAACCAUAGAGUCACCAACUCCUCCUGUACAAUUUUUGCAUCCAAAUCCAAAUUAGCACCAGCCUUUAUGCUUUGGAAUAAACUAAUAUACUCAGUUCUCUGUUCUCAACAACAAUGGUUUAGCA
Molecule: messenger RNA, 2121 nt
Organism: Daucus carota subsp. sativus
Lineage: Eukaryota; Viridiplantae; Streptophyta; Magnoliopsida; Apiales; Apiaceae
Product: protein LIKE EARLY STARVATION, chloroplastic
Exons: 4
Coding region: 281-1981 (566 amino acids)
Biological process (GO): starch metabolic process; regulation of starch metabolic process
Cellular component (GO): chloroplast stroma; starch grain
Molecular function (GO): starch binding
Source: RefSeq, a predicted model, not a curated record